GCUUUUGCAACUGUCGGAUGCGGAAAAACUGCGUGAGCAGGAGCUGUCACUGCAAGGCGAUGAAUACUACGAUGAUAGCAGUAAUCAGCGUUCACCAAAUGCACCUUCGAAAACACCAUCUGACGAAAUUCUUCCAGAAAAGCAGCGUGCCGCUUCGGCCAUUCCACGUCCAAGUAUUUUGUCGUUCUCACCAGCACAAUCGGAGCUGAGGUCACAGGAAGUUAGGGAAGAUAUUCUAUCCGGUACUUCAGGCUCCACAUCAAACACUUUGUUUUUCACACCGUCUGACAACGUGCCAGCUCAAUUCCCAACUUCUGAUGAUCAGAGCCGAUCUCAAGUGGACACGAAACCGACUCAGUUUAUUAGGAGGCGUCAUGGAGAGCUGAGAGAUGUGGAAUCAUUCAGUCCGAUUCGAAAGCGUUCAAUCAGGUUCACAAAGCGUGCAAUGACCGACACACAAGAUUCUGUCGACAUGGAUUCAGGCAACGAAUGGUAG
Messenger RNA from Anisakis simplex (herring worm), 496 nucleotides. Lineage: Eukaryota; Metazoa; Nematoda; Chromadorea; Rhabditida; Anisakidae. The record is from the annotation of a GenBank genome assembly.